AUGUUUGUUCUAAGUGGAGCAUUAGAUGCAUUUGGAAAUGCUGAUCAGUCUAUUACCAAAGAGGUGGUGAACAAGUAUGUAUUCAAGCUACUUUAUAUUGCUGUUGGAAUUGGAUUCUCUGCUUUCAUCGAAGGCGUUUGCUGGACAAGAACUGCCGAGAAGCAAACAUCUCGCAUACGAAUGGAAUACUUAAAAUCAGUCCUCAGACAAGAAGUUGGUUUCUUUGACAAUCGAGAUGGUUCAUCUACCACCUUCCAAGUUGUCUCAAGCAUCUCUGCUGAUGCCCACUUAAUUCAAGAUGUUAUAGCCGAGAAGAUACCCACCUUCCUGACUCAAUUCUGUGCAUUCAUAUUUAACCUAUUAGUUUCCUUCCUACUUUCAUGGCGACUAGCAUUGGCUUCUCUUCCAUUUGCAAUUGGAUUUAUAGUCCCGGGGGUGGUAUUUGGAAAAUUAAUGAUGAACCUAGGAAUCAAGAGUAAGGAUGCUUAUGGGUUAGCAGGCAGUAUUGCAGAACAGGCAAUAUCAUCUAUUCGAACUGUCUACUCGUAUGUAGGUGAGCAUCAAACACUCGUGCGAUUCAGCCAUGCUCUUCAGGGAAGUAUGAAUCUAGGCAUGAAGCAAGGAUUGGUAAAGGGCUUGUUGAUAGGAAGCAUGGGAAUGGUUUUUGUAACUUGGGCAUUUCAAUCUUGGUUUGGAAGCAUUCUUGUCAUUGAAAAAGGAGAAAGGGGUGGCCAUGUUUUCAUAUCAGGACUCUGUGUCAUCCUUGGAGGAUGGUCCCUCAUGAGUGCACUGCCUAAUCUCCCAUCCAUCACAGAGGCAUCAGCUGCUGCGAAAGGAAUUUUUGAGUUGAUUGACCGUAUCCCUCAAAUAGAUUCUGAAAAUGCCAACGGGAAAGUUUUAGCAAAUGUAAGAGGACAAAUUGAGUUUAGAGAAGUUCAUUUCAGUUAUCCAUCAAGAAAGGAUUCACUUAUCCUCCAGGGGUUCAACAUGCAAGUAAAACCAGGUAUGACAGUGGGCCUUGUGGGAGGAAGCGGAUCUGGAAAAUCCACUGUUGUUUCGUUGCUUGAAAGGUUUUAUGACCCUGUCAAAGGAGAUAUACUACUUGAUGGGCACAGAAUUAAAAAAUUCCAGCUGAAAUGGUUGAGAUCUCAGAUGGGGCUAGUCAAUCAACAGCCAAUACUCUUUGCAACGUCCAUAAAGGAAAAUAUACUGUUUGGAAAGGAAGAUGCUUCAAUGGAACAGGUUAUAAGUGCGGCGAAGGCUGCAAAUGCACACGAUUUCAUCAACAAAUUACCAGAAGGAUAUGAUACUCAAGUGGGAGAAUUUGGCAUUCAAUUAUCAGGAGGGCAAAAGCAAAGGAUAGCAAUAUCAAGGGCAUUGCUUAAAGAUCCACGAAUUCUUUUGCUUGAUGAAGCUACUAGUGCUUUAGAUGCACAAUCUGAAAGCAUAGUACAGGCAGCCAUUGAUCAGGUUUCAGUAGGAAGAACAACGAUUAUUAUUGCUCAUCGUCUCAGCACAAUUCGUGAAGUUAACAAGAUUCUUGUACUUCAAUCUGGAAGAGUUGUUGAAUCAGGGUCUCAUGAUGAGCUGAUGCAAAAAAAUAAUGGAGUAGGAGAAGGUGGAGUUUAUUUUGAAAUGAUGAAAGUCCAGCAAUCAGCAGUACAGAAUCAGGUCCUUGAAAGUUCCCAACAUUCAAUUGGAGAAAGACCCUAUAAUAAGACAACGUAUGCCCAUACUCCUAAUUCUCCUUUCAUUGUAAGGUCAAGCAGACAAAACAGUCCUGCUACUGCCUUUAGCCCAACAUUAACCAUGAGUGAGGUUGCAUCAAUUCAAAACAGUCCCGCUUCCACCUUCAGCUUUUGUUCUGACGGCAAUAUUGAAAAAUUGGAGAGUACUUCUCCAAAUCUUUCAAACUGGCGCUUAAUCCAAAUGAAUAAACCAGAGUGGAAGAGAGCCUUGCUUGGAUGUUUAGGCGCUGUUGUCUUUGGGACCAUCCAGCCAAUUUAUUCCUAUUGCAUGGGUACAAUGAUCUCUGUGUACUUUAUAGGCGACAACUCGAAACUAAAAUCUGAGACCAGAUUUUACUGCAUUGUCUUUUUAGUUAUAGGCUUGAUAAGCUUCUUCGCCAAUCUACUCCAGCAUUACAAUUUCGCAAUCAUGGGAGAGAGAUUAACUAAGAGGGUGCGAGAAGAACUUCUUCAAAAAGUUCUCACAUUUGAAGUUGGGUGGUUUGAUCUAGAUGAGAAUAAAAGUGCGGCAGUCUGUGCGCGGUUGUCCACUGAAGCAAAUAUAGUUCGAUCACUUGUUGGAGAUCGCAUGUCGUUACUGGUUCAAGUUUUCACAAAUGCUGCUCUUGCCUUUGCUCUUGCAUUAAUUGUCGCGUGGAAAGUUGCAAUUGUAAUGAUUGCAAUACAACCUUUAACUAUUACAAGCUUCUAUUCAAAAGGUGCUCUGAUGAAAAGAAUGUCUGAAAAUGCCCAAAAAGCACAAAGUGAAGGAAGCCAACUGGCAAGUGAAGCAGUAGUCAAUCACAGGACCAUUACUGCAUUCUCUUCUCAAAAAAGAAUUCUCGACCUCUUUGCAGCAACACUGAAAGGGCAGCAAAAACAGAGCAUAAAACAAUCAUGGUUAUCUGGAGUAGGCUUGUUCACUUCCCAACUCCUAACAACUUGUUCUAUAGCUUUGAUAUUUUGGUACGGUGGGACUCUAAUGAAUGGUAGAUCAUUAAGCUCAAAGGAUCUAUUUCUGGUUUUCUUCAUUUUGAUGAGUACCGGUAAGACCAUUGCAGAUGCAGGAACCAUGACAUCUGAUUUGUCAAAAGGUAGCAAUGCCAUCAAAUCUACUUUAGCAAUUCUGGACAGGAAUAGCGAGAUUGAGCCUAACAACCCUGAAGGUUCCAAGAUUAAAAAAAUGCUAACAGGGAGGAUAGAAUUAAAGAAUGUUUUCUUUGCCUAUCCAUCAAGGCCUGAACAAAUGAUCUUCCAAGGUCUUAAUCUCACGAUUGAAGCUGGAAAAACGGUGGCACUUGUAGGACAGAGUGGUUCAGGCAAAUCCACCGUCUUUGGGUUGAUCGAAAGAUUUUAUGAUCCAAUGAAAGGAUCAGUUCUAAUAGAUGAUCACGAUGUCAAAAGCUAUAACUUAAGAGACUUGAGAUCACAUAUUGCACUAGUGAGUCAGGAACCAACUCUUUUUGCUGGAACCAUCCAUGAAAAUAUAGUUUAUGGCAAAAAGGAUGCCACAGAAGCUGAAAUCAAAGAAGCUGCAAUGCUUGCAAAUGCUCAUGAAUUUAUAAGUUCCAUGAAGGAUGGAUAUCAAACUUACUGCGGAGAGAGAGGAGUUCAGCUUUCAGGAGGACAAAAGCAGAGAGUAGCACUUGCUCGGGCAAUUCUGAAGAAUCCAUCAGUCCUUCUAUUGGAUGAAGCAACCAGUGCCCUGGAUAGUUUGGCUGAAAAUAUAGUCCAAGAAGCUUUGGAAAGAAUGAUGGUUGGCUCCUUGGGUGAUUCGUUGGCUGCUCCACUUACCAUGUUUGUUCUUAGCGGAGCAUUAGAUGCAUUUGGAAGUGCUGAUCAGUCUAUUGCCAAAGAGGUGGUGAAUGAGUAUGCAGUCAGAUUACUCUAUAUUGCUGUUGGAGUUGGAUUCUCUGCUUUUAUCGAAGGAGUUUGCUGGACAAGAACUGCCGAGUGGCAAACAUCUUGCAUACAGAAGGAAUACUUAAAAUCCAUCCUCAGGCAAGAAGUUAGUUUCUUUGACAAACAAGAUGUUUCAUCUUCCACCCUUCAAGUUGUCUCAAACAUCUCUGCUGAUGCCCACUUAAUUCAAGAUGUUAUGGCCGAGAAGAUACCCACCUGCCUGACGCAACUUUGUGCAUUCAUAUUUAACCUAUUAGUUUCCUUUCUACUUUCAUGGCAAUUAGCAUUGGCUUCUCUUCCAUUUGCAGUUGGAUUUAUAGUGCCAGGGGUGGGAUUUGGGAAACUAAUGAUGAACCUAGGAAUCAAGAGUAAAGAGGCUUACGGGGUUGUAGGCGGUAUUGCUGAACAUGCAAUAUCAUCUAUUCAAACCAUGUACUCAUAUGUGGGUGAACAUCAAACACUGAAAAGAUUCAGCCAUGCUCUUCAGAGAAGUAUGAACCUGGGAAUAAAGCAAGGAUUAGUGAAGGGGUCGUUGAUAGGAAGCAUGGAGGCAUCAGCUGCUGCAAAAGGAAUUUUUGAAUUAAUUGAUCAUAUUCCUCAAAUAGAUUCUGAAAGUGACAAGGGGAAAGUUUUAGAAAAUGUAAGAGGUCAAAUUGAGUUUAGAGCAGUUUACUUCAGUUAUCCGUCAAGAAUGGAUUCAGUUAUCCUCCAGGGAUUCAACAUGUUAGUGAAACCAGGCAUGAAAAAUAAAAAAACUCUAGCUGAAAUGGUUGAGAUCUCAGAUGGGGCUGGUCAAUCAACAGCCAAUUCUCUUUGCAACGUCCAUAAAGGAAAAUAUACUGUUUGGAAAGGAAGAUGCUUCAAUGGAACAGGUUAUAAGUGCGGCGAAGGCCGCAAUGCACAUGACUUCGUCGAUAAAUUACCAGAAGGAUAUGAUACUCAAGUGGGAGAAUUUGGCAUUCAAUUAUCAAGAAGGCAAAAGCAAAUAAUAGCAAUAGCAAGGGCAUUGCUUAAAGAUCCAAGAAUUCUUUUGCUUGAUGAAGCUACUACUGCUUUAGAUGAACAAUCCGAAAGGAGAAUUGUUGAAUCAGGAUCGCAUGAUGAGCUGAUGCAAAUAAAUGAUGGAGAAGGUGGAGUUUACUAUGGUAUGAUGAAAGUGAUACAAUCAGCAGUAGAGAAUAAUGCCCAUGUUAGUCCCCAUCAUCCAAUUGAGGGAAGACACUAUGACAAGACAAUGUAUGCCCAUACUUCCAAGUCUCCUUUUAGUGCAACUUCAAGCAAGCAAAACAGUCCUGCUUCAGCCCAGCAUUUAUCUUGA
Molecule: messenger RNA, 4947 nt
Organism: Fraxinus pennsylvanica
Lineage: Eukaryota; Viridiplantae; Streptophyta; Magnoliopsida; Lamiales; Oleaceae
Source: the annotation of a GenBank genome assembly